CCUCACUGAACUCUCGCGAUACUAGAGCCCUGUGGAGCGCGAAACGCCGUGGGAGGGGCUGGGGUGAGAUCGACUGACUUCCGGCCAGGCCGUUGUCUGGGUGGCGCGGUCGAGUCAUCGCUGGGCCUCGCAGCUUCGAUCUCCCAUCCCUCCCCCCCGCCCCGGCGCGGGGGGUCGACCAGCCAAGUGGGGUGGGAGGUGACUCGGACCUUCCCCUUCGUUCCGCUCUGGCCAGCUCCCUGGCCCCCCGCGCUGGGGUCCCUGGGGCCCGCGAGGCCCGGUCUGAGGGGCCGGGGCCUACGUGGGCCCGCCGCUGGGCCCCAUGAGGCAUAGCCUGACCAAACUGCUGGCGGCCUCGGGCAGCGACUCCCCAACCCGCAGCGAGAGCCCGGCUCCAGCCGCGACCUGCUUGCUGCCCCCGGACCUGACCCGGGCGGCGGCGGCGGCGGCAGCGGCAGAGGAGGAAGAGACGGCGGCGGCCGGAUCUCCCGGCCGCGAACAGCCGUGCGGCGACGAGCGCGAGUUGGAGGCCGGGAGGGGGGGCCGCGGCGGCGUGGCCGUGCGCGCGCCCUCGCCCGAGGAGAUGGAGGAGGAGGCGAUCGCCAGCGUCCCGGGGGAGGAGACGGAGGACAUGGACUUUCUCUCCGGGCUGGAACUGGCAGAUCUGCUGGAUCCCCGGCAGCCGGACUGGCACCUGGAGCCCGGGCUUAGCUCGCCCGGGCCUCUCUCCUCGUCCGGCGGAGGCUCGGAUAGCGGCGGCCUGUGGAGAGGGGACGACGACGACGAGGCCGCGGCUGCCGAGAUGCAGCGCUUUUCCGACCUGCUGCAGAGGCUGUUAAACGGCAUCGGAGGCUGCAGCAGCGGCAGUGACAGUGGCAGCGGCGAAAAGAGGCGGAGAAAGUCCCCAGGAGGAGGCGGCGGCAGCAGCGGCAACGACAGCAACCAGGCGGCGACAAAGAGUCCCCGGAAGGCGGCGGCGGCUGCUGCCCGUCUUAAUCGGCUGAAGAAGAAGGAGUACGUGAUGGGGCUGGAAAGUCGAGUCCGGGGUCUGGCAGCCGAGAACCAGGAGCUGCGGGCCGAGAAUCGGGAGCUGGGCAAGCGCGUGCAGGCACUGCAGGAGGAGAGUCGCUAUCUACGGGCCGUCUUAGCCAACGAGACCGGACUGGCUCGCUUGCUGAGCCGGCUGAGCGGCGUGGGACUGCGGCUGACUACCUCGCUCUUCAGAGACUCGCCCGCCGGUGACCAUGACUACGCUCUGCCCGUGGGAAAGCAGCAGCAGGACCUGCUGGAAGAGGACGACUCAGCGGGAGGAGUGUGUCUUCAUGUGGACAAGGAUAAGGUGUCGGUGGAGUUCUGCUCGGCGUGCGCCCGGAAGGCGUCGUCUUCUCUUAAAAUUUUCUUUUUUAGGUGAUUUCCUUCCUGCCAGGCUCCGUUGUAGGGGUUACAGAACAGUCGUUCCCGCCUCACAACCUGGUAAGGAUCCAUCUCUUCACGUAACGCUCAUGCUCUGCUGCUUAGUCUACUUUAAUGGGCAACAUCUCAAUUUGUGUGCGUGUGGGUUUUUUUUUUUUUUUUUUUCUUUUUUCUUUUUUGGAAGGUGGGAGGGGAAAUCUAAUUUGGGCCCUGUCCACCCUGGAAACAGACUUGUGCUGGUCAGUAAUGUAUUUAAGAUGCUUCUUAUGGUUGAAAUAGCUGUUAAUGUGUCCCCUUGUUCAGACUUGCGUGUACCUAGCUCUUCUGUCCCCAGUGUGGACAUGGCCUUGGAUGACAUCGGUUCCAACUGUACACUGAAAGCUGCUAAUAGAGAUACAGUUUGGAGACAGUGAAACAGGUGAAGUUGAAUGGAAGUUCCGAGUUGUACAAGGUGCAAAUUGGAAUUCCAAUUUUAGAGCAACUUUUUAGAGGUUGACAAUAAGUAUUUGGGCUUGCACAAAUGUGAUAGUUAUUUUGCUGGAGAUGACAGAAAUAUCUUAAAAUAUUUGGGUAUGCCUUUUAGUUUUCAGUAGGAGAUCUAGAAAUACAAUCUAGAGUAAAAGAUUUUAAUAUCUCACCACUCAAGAAGUUGGAAAAUAACAUGCAUCUCUGUUAAUUAAUUGAAGGAGAAUAAGAAUGGUUAAUGAAAUGUUUCUUUGAGGACCAGCACAGUGAUUACCCUAUCACUGACUAUAAAUAAAUUGUUGAACACCUUUACUUUUGUUGUAUUAAAAUUUAGGUUAAAUUUAUGUAUGAUUAGAUAUUGAAGGUUGUGAAAUGUGAAUGAAAACGUGUAAAGUGAGGCUUCACAAAGAAUCUUACUCUCCUUAUUUCAAAGGUUUUUGUCCUAUUUAAAAAUAAUUUUUGAAAUUGAGUGGUUCUGGCUACCUAAGGACACGAUUGACACUUUUUCCAAAGAUGGGACAUACUCUUCCCUUGAAGUACUGUAUUAUUCAUUGUCCAAUUGUAUAGAUUUAGUGUCCUUCAGUGUAAGAGGCAUUAAGAAAUUCUUUGUGAAACAUCACUGUUUGAUAAAGUAUAUACAUAUUUAGCAUCCUUGUUUUUCUUUGUGCUAAAGUGGAUACAGCUGUUGGGGCAGAAGAGACGGGACCAGCUGCUGGCCACAUUUCCUGCUUUAUUUUAAAAGGUAGUAUAAGAAAUGAGGAAAAAGAGGUAAUAUCAGGGCUUCUGCUGUCUUUUAUUUUAAAAUGUUCAUAAUUAAAAAGUAUUUUCCAGCAGUCCAAAGAUGUAAGUUAUCUUACACAUGUUUUAUUUUGUUGUUAUUUGGUUAUAAAAAUGGAAUCCUUGUUCUUGCACAACUGUAAAUGUUUCGUUGCUAGAUAACACAAUUUGAGACCUAACUCGGUCUCUGGUUUCCAGUGCAUUACAGCAUAUUUUGUAAAAUCACCUACUGCACUUGAGCAUGAAUGGGUAGUAGCCAAAUUCACAACCUGGAGUGAUGAACCUGCUUAUACCUAAGUGCAGGAGCAAGCCCCUCACAAUGCAGCUGCAUGGAUUUUUAGUGCCUACUGAAUUAUAUAUAUAUAUAUAUAUAUAUAAACCAAAAGUAGUUGGAAAAAUUAUUUGAAAUGACUAAUUUGUGCUAUCUCUAUGGAAUAUGUUAAAUGUAGCUUUUUGAAACAGAAGCCUUGAAUUGAAAUUUAAUUAAUACUUGAACGAACAUUUUUGUAUAUAUUUCUUUGUAUAUAAUUUUGUGCAGUACCAAUGACAAAAAUAUGGUGUCAUAAUAAAACCAGGUUUGUUGAUCUUUCAGUUAUGGGCUCAAAGAAUUUAUUCAUCUCUAACAUGAUAUUGGAAAAUAAUGGAUGAAAAUAGGAAAAAUGAUUGUUGUUAAUGCUGACUGUGGGUCUUAAAAGGUUCUAGAAGCAGUAAGUGUGUUUUUCUAAAACCAUUCCCUUGGAAUAAUUUCUUCUAAUGUCAGUGCUUUUCCUGCAUUAUUUGAAGUUCGGGGCUGGGGAGAAACAGUAGUCAAAGCUUUCUGAAUUGGGAUGCUUUGAAAAUUCCAAGUGUAGAUUUUUAGGAUGUCAUUUUAUAAAUGGCAGUUUUUGGAAUUACUUGAUUAAGAACUUUUGAAAAUGGAGAUUAGUAUUGCCUAUUUUUAAAGCUGCUUUGUUAGGCUCCUUGUUUUAACUGUCUUUUCUUAGUUUCCAUUUCAUUCUAUUUUUUUUUUUUCUUUUUCUAAUUUUGGUGACUUAGUGAUUUUGUCAUUUUUUACAUCAACUUCAUGGUCUUGUUUUUACAUGGUAUUGCAUGUAUUUAGGACCUAUCUAACAGGGGGUUUAAAUAAAUUUGAUCAUAUUUAUGUGUAAGCACAUUUUACUGUAAAUGUUUGGGUUUCUGAAUUUACAACAGAUCUGUUUAUUUCAGAAUGUAGUAAACAAUAUCUUAAAGUGUCCUAUUCACUACUUGUUAAUUAAAAAAAGUUAUGAUUAAUAUGAAACUGUUGUCUUACUAUUUUUAGAAAAUUGUGUUCUGAAUGAUUAGUAGUUGGAUAAAGGAGAUUUCUGGAAUAUAUGGAUUGCGUUGAAAUUUUAAGGUUUGGCUCUAUUUACUGUAGAGGUUGAAAACAUCUUAGUAUUUGGGGAACUUUUUUUUUUUUCAUCAUCUUCCCUAAUUGCCUCUAUGGCAAAAUGAUACAGAAUUAGUGUAAAGAGGGUAGCUUUUUGAUAUUUGUUUUCUGAUGGUGACAGGAAUUCAUACAUUAAUUGAACUAACACACCAUAUUGACCUCCUAUUUCUAUCAUAUUGACUUACUGUUUCUGCACUUUCUUGACCAGUUCUAACUAAAAAGGUCCACGUUUGUUAAAAUGUCACACCUCUGAUAUAAUCCGGCAAAAAGUGUUCGAAAUAUUUUAAAUAUUUGUGCAUUUUGUAAUCACUAAAUUAAUCUCUUUCUCUUCUCUUUAAACAGCUUAGCAGUGUCUGCAAAAACGAAUCUUUUCCUACAACCUGUUAACUGACUGGACUGAUGGUAACAAAGUAAUUGUGGGAGCCAUGUCGGUCAAAAAUUUGGCAUCUGCUGAAAAAAAAAUGAAUGCCAUUUUCAAGUUCCCAAAUUACUUCUAUACUGAUUUCACUUUCCAGAUUUCACUUUCCAGAAAUGGAGAUAUGAAAAGAUUCUCUGGAAUCCUUGAAAGACUUACUAGAAAUACAUGAGACUAAGUUAAUUUUGGAACAAAAUUAUACUUUUUUUUUUUUUUUUUUUUGGUCUUUCAUGGGAGUGAUGAUCAGUUCUUUGCAUAACUUAAAAAUUGUAACUGUUGGAGAAGAGAAUUGCAGUAUUUCAUCAAGGAAUAUUAGAUUCUUUACAUAAUCAAGAACACAUUCUAUGGAAUAACAUUCAGUGGUGUAGAAUUACAUAAACAGGCCAUCAGGGAUCACAAAGCAUAUCACGAGUCUGUAUUUAUUUCCUGGAACUUGAGAGCUAAUCUUCAGUAUAGGCAGACCUUGCUGAGUAGAAUAUAAAAGUUAAUGUAAAGUCCUUAACUAUAAAGAGUAGUCUUUUUAAAAUAGAUGCAUUGAUGUGUCAUGUGUAUCUUUGAAAAAAUUAUGACUGAAUAUGUGAGUAGUUAUUUGCAAUUCAGGGUAAUAGGAUGUUCGCAUUCUGAGGUUUUGGCUUCUCGAGUUUUCUCUGAGUACUUGACACUUUUUGACUAUUUUGAGGUUUCUAAUGAAUGGUAUCCUAGUUUCUGAUGUUAUAUAUUAAAAUGUCUCCAGUGUUUUGUAAGGGCUUUAGUAUUUUGGAUGAUGGGAGUGUUUUUUUUCCACAUAAUAUGGUUGUUUUACUUAAUUGAAACAUUUUUCCAGUUUAUUACAAGUGUGAAAAAACACUCAACUCUGGAUUGUUUAUUUCAUUUUUGUUGGAUUAUGUUAAUGCAUUCUUUCGUCUGGUCUAGACUGAGUCAUUUUAUCUUAAUUGACUCAUUGGGAAGUGUGCAGAUGAGAGGUGGGAGGGGUAGGAGAUUGGCCCAGAAUGAUUUAUCAUUAUAACUAUACAGUUUGGUUAUUGUAUGAUCCUAUACUAAACCUAUUAAACCCACUCUGUUUCUUAUAA
Molecule: messenger RNA, 5548 nt
Organism: Neogale vison (American mink)
Lineage: Eukaryota; Metazoa; Chordata; Mammalia; Carnivora; Mustelidae
Gene: CREBZF
Product: CREB/ATF bZIP transcription factor
Exons: 2
Coding region: 323-1411 (362 amino acids)
Biological process (GO): regulation of transcription by RNA polymerase II
Cellular component (GO): nucleus
Molecular function (GO): DNA-binding transcription factor activity; transcription cis-regulatory region binding
Source: RefSeq, a predicted model, not a curated record